GUUCCUCGGGAUUGAAGUAAUAUCGAGCGCUCGAGCGCGAAGUUGCACACAAAGAGCGAGAGAGAGAAAGAGGGAAAGGGAACGAGCUAUUUGGUAACGUUUCGUCGUUUUAGCUUGCUCGAGCCUCGACGGACAAAGCGAACGCGCGCAUUCAGUGGCCUGCGAAUUGUGCCGAGAUACACGAGACCGAGCCCGGAAAAAAGAAAACGAGCCGACACGACCGACGGGUCCGUCGACUAUCGAUGCGCGGCUCGUCUAACGUCGUGAUAAGGAUAUACGAAGCCCACUUAAAUGCUUCGAACGAAUUCUUACUCCAUGUUGUGCGUUGGUUGCGACACGACUGCGUGUUGGAAAGUGAAUGUAUGGUGACACGCGGUCGUGACGGAGCAACCAAAGAGCAAGUUGUGGCAAAAGACGCAUAAUUGUUCGUCUAGCUGAUUGCAACUACUUGGAGCUUCACGAGUGAUUGCAAAUAGGAAGAAAUUAAGGACUUGUUCGAUCAUCGCUAUCCACCUUGGAAUAAUCAGACAAGAUGGAACGAGAAUCUAAUCCAAUGCAAGCUCUCUGCCGCAGUGGCUGUGGAUUUUACGGCUCGCCAGCCACGGAUGGCCUUUGUUCUCUUUGUUACAAAGAAAAUCUGAAGAAGAAACAGCAACCACCUGUCUCCGCUUCUACUGUACCACCUUCGCAGACCGUCUCUGGUAACGCUGGUACGUUGCAAGGCGGUUUUGGUAGUCCUGCGGCAACAGGAACUACCGCGCAACCCACCAUUCCUACCAUACCUCAACCAACAACGGAUCUACCCAACCCCAAAGAAAUAAAUAGGGAAGAUCAGGAAAGCGAAGUGAGUAUUAGCAGCGGAGCAGUAGCAGAAGGAUCAGUGAGUAGUGGGGACGCGGACGACUGCUUUGAUGGCAAAGAGACUGACAAAGAAACAAAGAAGAAGAAAAAUCGUUGCGCCGUGUGUCGCAAAAAAGUUGGUUUGACGGGAUUCGAGUGCCGUUGUGGAGGACUGUUCUGCUCUGUGCAUCGAUACAGUGACAAGCACGAUUGCAAAUUUGAUUAUAGAGAAAUGGGCGCUCAAGAAAUUCGGCGCAACAAUCCGGUUGUUGUUGGUGAAAAAGUGCAAAAAAUUUGAACUAUUUAGUGCGUAGUCGUUGGGAAAAUGGUUAUAUAACUAUAUAAACAAACAGAAUAUAAAACGGAGAAAACGAGAUAAAUUAUCUGGCAGCUGAUUGCACGUCGAGGGGCGAAACGGGUGAAUGCGAGAAUCGUGAACGAAAGAGAAAGGGAGAGGUGGGUGCACGAGUGAAAGGGAGAGAGAGAAUGGGGGGGAGAGAAAGAAACAUAGUAACGAGUGUGAGAACACAGGAAAGAAUGAGUAGCGUUUAACGGGGUAGAGAGAGGACUAAAGGGGGAGAAUGGGAAUAAAAAUUGGUAACACGCAAACGUAGAAACACCGGGAAACACGAAAUUUCUGAGGUUAGGUGAAACCGAGAUAUAGAUACAAGAGAAAGAUAAAAAAAAAGAUAAAUAAACAGAAAUUAAGAAUGCGUGCGACGUGUACGAAUGUGUUUCGAAAUUUGAAUGUCAGUGCCAUUGUCAGAUUGUCGUAUUUGCGAGAGUUUUAAUCGAGAAUAUAUUUGGUUCUAACUGCUGCCAGCUUACUACUACUAUUACCUAUUAUUAUCUACGAUUAUUACGGUUUAUUAUCAUUCUAUAUUAUGUUUAUUAAUUUACUUAAAAACGCAAAAUUUACGUAUGAAAUGUUUGUUUUUUUUUUUUUUUUUAAACUAAACGAAUUCUUGGUGCGGUCAGUCUUGUCCAAGACGCGUCUCAUCGGGAGUUCUGAUUUGAAUUGAGAGAGAGAGAGCGCGCGUGCGCGAGCGAGAGAGAGAUAUAACAAGAUUUAAAGAAAAAAAAAAAUACAAAUUUUAUAUAUAUUUCUGUUUCGUUCGUAUAUCAAAAAGUAAAAAAAAAAAAGGGAAUGUUGCUUAGGUAGUGGCUGACGUUGAUGGGUGAUCACAAUCCUAGGUUAACAAUUAGUCUAAUAAUUAUUAAGUAUAUUAGUCUAUUGAUUCAUAAAUAAUGCAAUGAAGUAUAAGUAGUACUGUGUGUUUAUGUCCAAUUUCACGUGAAUAUAACCAGCAUUAUUCCUCAUUAAAUAUGUUUCAAACUAUAUUGCAAAUCAUUAUUUACGCCAUGUGUUCACGAAUCUCCGCAAAAAGUGAACCCUGUAAUAUUUAUCUGGAUUCCCUACUGGUCGUUGCAGUAGAGAAUCGAUUGUGUCGGACUUGCCCAAUCGAUUUUCUCGAGUUUCUUCUUCUUCUUUUUUUUUCGCCCUUGUUACGAAUCGUACGUACAAAAGAUGCACGACAGAUAUUAUUGUAUAUUGGUGCUAAUAUAAUUGUACGAUGAAACGUCUAAAAACACGGCCGACCCGAUAAAAGAGAACGAAGGCCCCUCGACGAAGGGACGACUAUCGUCCUAAUUCGAUCACAAAAUUGCGAACAGAUCAGAAACGAUUCUCCGUCUUUAACCAUUUUCUUCUAUGUUGCAAUAUUUUUAAAACGAACAUUACGAUCUUUUCUUUUUUUCUUUAUGUGUCUCUGACUCUUCUUAGGUUAGCUCGUAGGAAGAAGUAAGUGUUGAGUUUUAUGUCGCUUCUAUUAAAAAAAAAAUUUUGAGCGAACUAUAUAUAUAUAUACAUAUAUAUAUAAAUAUACACGCAUCCUUGUUGUUUAGUAAAUUUUCUUUCUUUUUUUUUUCGAAUCAUUUUCUCGCAUAUUGUAAUUUUAUUUUCUUUAUCGUGUGUGAGAAUCGAUAGUCGUCGCUGGGUCGUUUUGCGAUUAUUCUGCGAAGGUAGAAAGGAAAAAAAGAGAGAGUGAGAACGAGAGAAAGAGAGAGAGAAACGAAAAAAAAAAUCACCGCACUGUAUCGUACCAUCACGUUUGUUGCUGUCUUUGAGAUAUACUUGCGUUUUUUUUCUAUUUUUUUUUCUUUGUUUCUCUGAAGAAAAGAAAAUGGAAGUAUCGAAACCUUCGUCUAUUAAAAUUCUGCGUGAUAGCCGAUAGCGAUAAAUAUCGAACGAACUCUUACGAAUGCAAGAAGUCCUUGUAUUGAUUACGUUAUAUAGAAUAAAGUGAAUCGUUCUUAAUUUUCAGUACCACGUUAUCGAUGCUCCUGAUUUUUUUUUGAUUUUUUUUUUUCAUUUAGUGAAUUUAUGUAUCUAGAGGAGAAAGUAAACCGAGCAUAAUAUAUAUAAUAGACGAGUAACAAGAAGAGGCGGAUUAAAGUUUCCCACUUCUAUUCGUGAUAUAAAAUUACGUUUAAUGCAUAACUUAUACAAUAUUUGCCGUCACAUUCACCAGACAAACACGCUAAGCAUAAUGUCUAAUGGACAAUAUAACAUAAAUUUAUGUGUACAGAAACGAGGACUUGAUCGGUCGUCACAGGUUUUUCAACUUUUUGUAAUCGUCGUACGAAGAAAAUGUUAUAAAUAAAAAUCGUAUUGUUUCAAUAUAACUAAAACAGCACAUUGUUAACGCACUUCUACACGUUGUUCAUUGUUUAUUUCUUUCAGAAAUGGUGUGUUUCUCAAUCUUUUCAUUUAUGUAUGCUUAUCGGUGUAACUAAGAUGUUAUCAUUUUUUUUAUUCAAUCAUUUCUAAUGGAAAGGCUCACCUUGGCCAAUACAUUUGACACUUUGUUACAUUUGAUUUAUUCAAGUGUUGGACGCAAAUGCCAUUUUGAAAGACACUUGUCAUUUUCCCCUAGAUAAAGAAUUUUAAUUACACCAUGUGUAUAUAUAUAUAUAUAUUGCAUGUAUUGAAAUCAUACGAUUAUUAUUUGAAAACAUUUCUUUUGUUGUGAUCCUUCCAAUGAGCACCUACGUUUAAAAAACCGUCUCGCAUGCCAUUUAUAUACGUAUGUAGUUUGUUGGGACUCGUUGCCGCGAAAGAGUUUCGUUCUGGCUUAGAUUGAAGUAUAAUAUCGGUAAUAUUAAUGGAAUGGUUGGGCCUUCAUCCUAUUUCAGGCAUAGCAUAUUUUUCUAAGAUGUAACGGUGUAAUCCUGCCAGAGCUGCCCCUAGCUGAAGGGCAGGUGGGCUACGCGUCCCGGGCUCCACGAUUAGGGGCUUCCACGUCUGAAAAAAAAAAAAAAAAA
Messenger RNA from Osmia lignaria (orchard mason bee), 4164 nucleotides. RefSeq names its product zinc finger AN1-type doctor no (gene drn). NCBI's taxonomy places the organism in Eukaryota, Metazoa, Arthropoda, Insecta, Hymenoptera, Megachilidae. Gene Ontology annotation, molecular function: DNA binding; zinc ion binding. The record is from RefSeq and is a predicted model, not a curated record.